Molecule: messenger RNA, 1468 nt
Organism: Physeter macrocephalus (sperm whale)
Lineage: Eukaryota; Metazoa; Chordata; Mammalia; Artiodactyla; Physeteridae
Product: thyroid hormone receptor beta-like
Exons: 2
Coding region: 95-772 (225 amino acids)
Biological process (GO): retinoic acid receptor signaling pathway; negative regulation of transcription by RNA polymerase II; thyroid hormone receptor signaling pathway
Molecular function (GO): RNA polymerase II cis-regulatory region sequence-specific DNA binding; nuclear receptor activity
Source: RefSeq, a predicted model, not a curated record
GACACCCCCAUGACUAGCACAGUUUCACAUGUGACUGGAAUAUAAUGCAAAUGACCAAGAUUAAAGUUGGUAAAGAUUACGAGCAGUCUGGAGUAUGAAAAAUGGUUGUGGACGUCUGCAGCCCAGCAGGAAGGGAAGGCCACGGGCUCACAGAGGGCAGGACGGGUGCUGCUUGCGGGGGACUGCCCCCGUGGCCCUGAAGGUCCCGCGCGCGCUUCCUAACUGGCAUUUGUCCACCUGCUCCUUGCUGACGUGCCCUGGUUCUUUUCAGCUGCCAUGCGAAGACCAGAUAAUCCUCCUCAAAGGCUGCUGCAUGGAGAUCAUGUCCCUUCGCGCUGCUGUGCGCUACGAUCCAGAAAGUGAGACUUUAACCUUGAACGGGGAGAUGGCGGUGACUCGGGGCCAGCUGAAAAACGGGGGUCUCGGGGUGGUGUCAGACGCCAUCUUCGACCUGGGCAUGUCGCUGUCUUCUUUCAACCUGGAUGACACUGAAGUCGCUCUCCUUCAGGCCGUCCUGCUGAUGUCUUCAGACCGCCCAGGGCUUGCCUGUGUUGAGAGAAUAGAAAAAUACCAAGAUAGUUUCCUGCUGGCCUUUGAACACUAUAUCAAUUACCGAAAACACCACGUGACUCAUUUUUGGCCAAAACUCCUGAUGAAGGUGACAGAUCUGCGGAUGAUUGGAGCCUGCCAUGCCAGCCGCUUCCUGCACAUGAAGGUGGAAUGCCCCACGGAACUCUUUCCCCCAUUGUUCUUGGAAGUGUUUGAGGAUUAGACUGACUCAUUCUCAUAAUUCCAACAGCACUGCUGGGUGUCAUUUCAUUCCAUUGCCUAGCUCUUUUUUGUUUGUUCCUUUAUUUCUUUGUGUUGGGAGGGAUUGUUUGGGGGAAAGGGGAGGUAGUCCUUGGCCUAGACAUGGAUGAAAUUGCCCCUUGAAUGCGGGUACUUGUAACUACUGCAUUUUGUUCUCCAGUCCUUUGAUGUGAAUGCUUUGGAGGUUUUACAGUUGUGGAGGUGGCAGGGGACAAUCAUUAAUUCACCAGCACCAAGCCAUCACCAGCUCCCAUCUGUCCCAGUCAGAGACUGGAGCAAGCAGAAUGGUGCGGCAGAAGACUAAAGAAGACUUAAAACCAAGACAAUAUCGUCAUCUUGAACCGAUCCUGAUUUUUGCAGCACUCAGAUUAGCACAUUGCAGACCACCUUUGGUUAGAUGUGGCUUUCAGCUUCCUAGGGAAAGGUCUGCACAAAUUUUUAUCUAUUCAAGAGCAUGCUGUUUUCAGCACUCUUUAUUCUCUCUUAGCAGCCUAACCUGGAAUGUAUAGGAAUAUUUGUUUCCCAACAAUUAGCUGUCCUUUCACUAUAAUUAUUACAAUCCUAUGAUUUAAUUCGAGUUAUACAAGGGCAUGACUCAAAGGUGUGCAGGUGUUUGACUGAUUGAGGCCAACUAGGAAAAUAAUUUCCUUCAGUAAGC